AUGAAUUUUCACGAAGACUUUAAGGGUUUAUCCCCAGACAUCGCUGCGCAGAUAUUGAUUAUGAUAGAACAAAACGAAGAGUAUAAAAGUAAGCUCCUUUUGUUUGGCCAUUUUGAACCAUCAUAGGCGCCAUCAGGAGAUUCAUAGAGCUCUUGGACGAAACUCGGUUAAACUGGAAGAAAGCGGCAAUGGAGUCAUAUAAACUUAGAGAGGAGAAUUGGUAAGUUAUGAGAGUAGAAAGUUGAUGAAUUGCAGGGAGCUGAAGAAAGCACUAAAUCAUACAAACGGAAAUGUCAAACCACCGAAGAAGAGAAGGAUUUCGGUAAGUGAAACGGAUUUUUUUACGUGUGUAUAUAUUGAAUUACAUCCAUUGACAACUGUUGUUUAGAGGGUUGCUGACUUUACCUGUAGUGAUUUGGAUGAGGUUGAUUGUACGCUUGAAAGAGAGGAACCUCUAGACGUUUUAUCUGAUGUCAAGGUAGAACUAUUGACUCCUGAACAUGUUAAUUUCGUGCAAUCCGCACAUCAGUCACAGGAAGAAGGCCCGAUAAAAUCAAGCGACAGUAAUCAGUAUGGAAGUUCCUACGAAGAAGCGAGAAAAUUAAUGUCUGAUAGAUCGAGAUUCCAAACAGAAAGGAAGAUCCGACGGUCCAAUUCUGUUCCGGAUUGUUUGGAAUUGGAUACACGAGUAAGGUUUCCUUAAUAUUUGAAAAAUCUUUUAGCGAAGAGGCAGUGAUAGAAAGAUGAAAGCGACUGUCGAAAGGACGCCAUCUUUGAAUGUGACUUCAAAAUCUGGAUUGGAGAAUGUCGAUGGAUUGUUUGAAGAAGAAGAUGAUGCCUUCUUGAUGGGCGAUAGGUCUCACGAAUUCCAACAACGGCGAAAUUUUACUAAUGUGGAUUGUUCAAGCUGUCGGAGGACGAUUAAUUUUGGCUUGAUAUCUGUUAGAUGCAUGGGUAAGCCUGAAAUGUCAUCCGGAAGGUGUACUUUGCAGUCUGUAGACUAUGUUACCAUCAAGAUUGUAGUCGGAGGAACAUUAUGCCGUGUAUGCCCCGGAGAGCGCCAAAAAAGAAACAGCAGAAGCAAGCCAGAUUAGGAGAUUAUUGUCCGGAUAUCCGACCAAUGAUUCCUCAGAUCGUCGGAUUCUGUUGUAUUCAGAUUGAAAGGAGUGAAACCAAUCUCCCAUUAUACCAGAUUCCGGGGUAAGUUGCGUGCGGAAGGGGAUCCCCGUUUCAGAAGUCAGGAAGAAGUUCAGAAGUUGUUGUCCGCCUUUAUGAAGAAAGAUAAGGUUCCUAAACUGGAAGAUUUUGGAGUGUUGACCAUUUCUGAUACAGUUAAACGAUUCCUCAGUAAUCUCAAACAACCAUUAGUACCAUUGGGUUACCAUGCGGAGUUCAAAGGUGCUGCGCAAAUGGUUGGAGGAGAAAAGGAACUGAUCCAGCAGAUCUCUGCACUGCCUCAGGCACAUUGCGAUACCCUCGCCUAUUUUUGUAGGCAUUUGAAAAGGUUGAAUGAGAGCUCAGAUGUGAGUUUAUGUUGCUUCAUCCCUAGCUUAAGCUUCAGCAUCAAAAUCUCUCCGUAACUAGUUUGGCCGAAGCACUGGCACCUGUAAUCUUUGGGACGGGUAACAGUCUCGUUCUCUCUAACAAGGAAGCCGCGCUUAUCACGGCUCGUCUGAUCCAAUUACCUGCAGACGAUCUCCAACAGCUACUUGGCGGUGAUAAUAAAUUGAACCGUGUUCCAUCAGAUCAUCUAAGGAAGAGGAGAAGAUCUUUCCAAGGACAUUCUCCUCUUCUUCCAGUUUCCUCAAUUACUGUAAGAAGAAAGUAGAUUUGAAAGUGGUCGCUAUCAAUCAGUUUUGUUUUGUAGUCUAGCCUGUAUAUUGUUUUGUCAACUUGUAUAUGUUGCGACUGUGUUUUUACUUAGAUGCCCAUAACCUGUGAUUUUUUGCCGAGAUCUCAAUAAAUAAAUUCUACUUAUAUUCCAUCACAUUUUUAAUUCUACGUUUGAAAAGCACAUUCUGUGUUUGAUGUUCGAAUUCCCAAUUUACAGCCAUUUGGAUGACUUGAAAGCGGUGGGUUUACUGCUCUCGAUCAUGGGCCAAGUGAUAACCUUGGGGCCGUUUCAUCGUGCCGAAGUUCAGAUGAAAAAGUCGAACGGGAUCAUCGAAUACACACCCCAGCCGCAAGAAGAGAUGCUCCAAUUGGAUACCGAGGUGGACCAGAAGGGAAAUACCACCGUGGACCACGUCUUCAAACGCACCAGGUAUUCUGAAUUUAGUAUAAAAUGCCCAUUUUAAGAGAUGUCUACGGACAGAGAGCCCGAGAUCUCAAGCUGAAGAAGAUUGAUUGGAGUGAGUACGUGACUCCCCUCAAGAAUCGACCCUCGCCUUAUGAUUUUCCUGCUUUUGAGCAUGAGGAACGCCCUAAAAGUAAGGUUCUGGCAUGAUUACAUUAACAGUUACUUACAGUGUUGAAAGACAGAUCCCUAAAAUUGUCCAACAUCAAGAAGGUUAAGGAGAACACCAAGAGUUUUUCCAGCAAGGAGAGUAAAGAGCAAGCUCUCUCGGUGGAGAAGAGCAAGGCGAAAGCGAAGGAAACCCCCAAGAAGGAAGUUAAGGACAUUCCGAACAAGGCCAAAUUCAAGAAGGCUCGUGUUUCCCACAACAAGGACCUUGAUCAUUGCAGUUUGGAAGAUUAA
Bursaphelenchus xylophilus (pine wood nematode) is the source of this 2698-nucleotide messenger RNA. NCBI's taxonomy places the organism in Eukaryota, Metazoa, Nematoda, Chromadorea, Rhabditida, Aphelenchoididae. The record is from the annotation of a GenBank genome assembly.